AUGGCUGACUCCAAACCAAGGGUCUACGUCUUGGACCCCUACCAUCCAGACGCCAUCGCGGCCCUGCAACAAUCAUCCGACAUCAAUGUCGUCCUCCCAACAGACCCAAACAAGAAUAAAUAUGUUGAAAAUGCCACUGCAGUCAUGCUCCGCAGCGAGACUCGCCUAGGCGCAAAUGAACUCGCCAAAUGCAAGAAGCUGAAAUACAUCGUCAAGCAAGGCGUUGGCGUCGACAACAUCGAUCUCAAAGCAGCAGCUGCAGCGGGUAUCAAAGUGUACAAUACCCCGGGUCUGAAUGGAGAAGCAGUUGCUGAGCUCACACUUGCAUUGGCUUUGACGCUGUCACGACGUGUUGCUGAGAUUGACCGUCGGACGAGAAAUGGGGAGGCGAUUGUGAGGAGUCAGACGCUGGGAAAGAGCUUGUUCAAGAAGAACUUGGGAGUUGUUGGAAUGGGGAAUGUUGGGUUCGCUGUUGCUAAGAAGUGGGUUGGAGCUAUGGAGGGCAAUAUCGUCGCUUAUGAUCCCUUCUCUGAUGGAAAGCAGUGGCUUAGCACUUUUGGAGAAAGCAGAUUUCGCCAGGUCUCAACACUUCAUGAUCUUCUGCACGCAUCAGAUGUCAUAACUCUUCAUCUUCCUCUCACCCAGGACACUGAGAACAUCAUCUCAACCGCAGAGUUCAACGCCAUGAAAGAUGGUGCAAUUCUGCUCAACUGCGCCCGAGGUGGAAUCGUUGACGAGGAUGCACUGUUAACUGCACUGAAAAGCGGAAAGCUAUUUGGUGCUGGUCUUGAUGCCAUGGUGGUUGAGCCUCCGACUGCUGAGGCAUACCCUGAGUUGCUGGCGUUGCCGAACGUUGUCUUGACGCCGCAUGUUGGAGCUUCGACAGUUGAGAAUCAGAGUCAGAGUGGUAUGGCGGUUGCGGAGAUUGCGAUGGCGCUCUUAAGAGGGGAGGAGAAAGGGAAUAGAGUAGCUUAG
Molecule: messenger RNA, 975 nt
Organism: Fusarium oxysporum Fo47
Lineage: Eukaryota; Fungi; Ascomycota; Sordariomycetes; Hypocreales; Nectriaceae
Product: D-isomer specific 2-hydroxyacid dehydrogenase
Exons: 1
Coding region: 1-975 (324 amino acids)
Molecular function (GO): oxidoreductase activity, acting on the CH-OH group of donors, NAD or NADP as acceptor; NAD binding
Source: RefSeq, a predicted model, not a curated record